Messenger RNA from Struthio camelus australis, 5923 nucleotides. RefSeq names its product UDP-GlcNAc:betaGal beta-1,3-N-acetylglucosaminyltransferase 5 (gene B3GNT5). The record is from RefSeq and is a predicted model, not a curated record. Lineage: Eukaryota; Metazoa; Chordata; Aves; Struthioniformes; Struthionidae. Gene Ontology annotation, cellular component: Golgi membrane.
GCCAGCCCUGUUGCCCUCGGAAGGAAGAAGAGGAGAAAGCAGCUCGCUGUCCAGUUUUGUUGGCGUCCUUCGCCAUGAAGGAAGGGGGCGCGUGAGAUCUCUGGUGGGAAGCGUUCGCGUCAAGAUGCUGCAGAGGAAGAAGGCUCUUCUGCAAGCCUCGUCCUUCAAAACUGCCUGUGUGCUUUCACUCCGAGGAGAACGUUCUUGAGGAAGAUGACUUGCGAAAUCUGUCAGCACAGCCGAAUUCACAAGGGUACCGAAUGAAAGACGACGUGCCUUACAAUGGACGCUUAUCGUGACGGGGUGACUUUGUGCUCCGAAGUGAAAACACGAACACUCUAAACACUGAUCCUGAACGGGAAUUAGGAUUGUAGCAACUGCAUCAGAAUGUUUGUUAGUCCCAGGAGAGUCAGAAAAUGCCAGUUUUUGCAGAUAUUUGCCACUUGUUUCAUACUGUGUCUCAUGAUUUUUUGGGGACCAUUUGAUAAUCACAUUGUGAGCCAUAUGAAGUCCUAUUCAUACAGAUACCUCAUAAAUAGCUACAAUUUUGUGAACAACAGCCUGUCUGUCAACAGGGAUAACUUGGACAGAGUAGCGAGCUACCAGUACUUGAUCAACCACAAGGAGAAGUGUCAGCAGCAGGACGUCCUCCUCCUGUUGUUUGUGAAGACUUCCCCUGAAAACCGCCAUCGGAGGGAUGCAAUUCGACACACUUGGGGUAAUGAGAAGUAUGUUCGUUCUCAACUUAAUGCCACCAUAAAAACUGUUUUUGCUUUGGGACGACCAGCAGAUCAUCCGCAGCGAGCACAGUUGCAAAAAAAACUUCAGCUGGAAGACCAGAAAUACAAUGACUUGAUUCAGCAAGACUUCUUGGAUACUUUUCACAAUCUUACUCUUAAAUUACUUUUACAGUUUAGCUGGGUGAAUGCUUACUGUCCUCAUGCCAAGUUCAUUAUGUCUGCAGAUGAUGACAUAUUUAUCCAUAUGCCAAAUCUUGUUGCUUAUCUCCAAAGUCUAGCACAGAUGGGUGUUCAAGAUCUCUGGAUUGGCCGUGUCCAUCGUGGAUCCCCUCCCGUAAGAGACAAGACUAGCAAAUACUAUGUGCCAUAUGAAAUGUAUCAGUGGCCCUCUUAUCCUGACUACACAGCUGGAGCUGCCUAUGUAAUAUCAAAUGAUGUAGCAGCUAAAGUAUAUGAGGCUUCACAGACUCUUAAUACAAGUCUUUAUAUAGACGAUGUUUUCAUGGGUCUCUGUGCCAAUAAAAUGGGAAUUGUACCACAAUAUCAUGUAUUUUUUUCUGGGGAAGGAAAGGCUCCGUAUCAUCCCUGCAUUUAUAACAAAAUGAUGACAUCUCAUGGACACGUAGAUGAUCUUCACCAGCUCUGGAAGCAGGCUACAGAUCCCAAAGUUAAAAGGUUUUCCUCUGGGUUUUUUGGUAGAAUAUAUUGCAAAAUAGUUAAUAUUGUGCUUCUCUGUAAACUGUACUAUGAGGACACAUAUCCUUGUUCAGCUGCAUUUUCUUAAUACUUGAAUAUCUGCAUUGAAGAUUCACUGAGCCAGAACAGAGCAAGAACUUUUUAGCUGUUUAUUCAAAAUACAUGUAAACAUGGCAAGAGGUAAAAUUAAAAUGUGAAUAGCUUUUUUUUGGGGGGAGGGGGAGGGAAGGUAGGGAGGGUGGUCCCACCUGUUCAGAACCUCUUAUUGGAAUAGCUCUCUAUUAUUGUACUGCAACUUUCUAUAUUGUAGCCUAUUCUUACAGUCUUAAAGGAAUACAAGCCUGGAUUAGAUGAUCAUUAAAUGAACUAUAAAUGGAUUUGACUUCUAGACUUUGAAAUGAUUAGUGAAAAUGUCAGUUACUUUGAAUUUGCCAGUCUUGAUUUUUAAAAAAAGAAACUGCAGUAAGCUACAUCAUUUUAAAGCAAAUCUGGUGUUAUCAAAAUGACAUAGAGCUUUCAAAGCAAGAAGAAAUAUAACUUCUGACACAAGGAAUGGGACUUCUACAGCAGUUUAAGCUAAUGUAGAUUGGUUAAAAAUAUACACCAUUUCUAAAUGCCACACAGAAAAUAACUCUGGAUCUGUGUAAUCCACAAACAGCGCUACAAGUGAAGACCUGCAACAACCUCAUGCUCUCAGAGUUCCCUAAGCCUUUGAGAUGGGGAAAUAGUGUUUGAGUACCCUCUGACUUGGUUCUUUUAAGUAACUAUGAACUAUAUUUAGGUCAGGAGUGAACUUAGAAGGAUCAGAACCUAGUAUGUUAUAUGUAAGUGGCUUUGUUAAUCUUUCUCUGCCUUCAGAAAACUGAAGCAGUAUAUUUAAACAGUCCACUCUGAUUAGCAAAUGAGCUAAGCUUAAGAGUACUUUUUCUUUAACAACGCUUCUGCUUUCCCAUGUUUGUGGUUUUAAAGGUGAAAGCUGAGCAAAAAUAGUAACUGACUUUCCUGAGACAGUCAGUUGCUCAUAGCUAGUUGGAAACUGUAAAUGAAUUCAAAAAGCAAAAGUUCAUGCUUGAACUAACAGAAAAUAUUUUAGGCACAAAGUUUGACUUCACAACGAAGGGAUAGGGAGAUGGGGAUCCACAGAAACAAAAUCAAAACCACUAUUGUUUCUUCCUGAAAUUUUAAGCACCAGAUAGAUUGUCUUUACAAUCUCAAAGUAGUUUGUAUCCAGCAACCCCCCUAUCUUGACUAGGUUUCAAUGUUCAUCUUGCCUCUAAGAUGAACAACACACUCCUGCAUUGCAAAUCAGGAUAAAACUAGGUGAUAGUCGAACUCUAGCUGUUAACUAGUUCUACUGUGGUGCCAUGCAAAUCUUGUAAAAACAAGGUUCUGGGAGGACUCUGCAGUCUUUCCCUGUAUAUCUCACUAACAGUGUCUUCAUGCACUCUCAGGCCAGGUAUUUUGGUUGCUAAUUGCCGAAACCUGUGGUAGCUCUUCUUGGAGUGGAUACAGUGACCAUACAAGGUACAGUCAGAUAUUGCUUGUGAUCUGAUUUGAUGCAGGAAUGACUUCCAGGGUGGAUUGUGUCAGAAAACUACUUCUGAAAGCUUGAAUGAGUCCAGGUUAGCAGCAGAGCACUCACAACCAUCUGUCACAGGUUUUUGAUUUGUUGGGGCAGUGUACAGGCUACAGGAGCAAUGCUGUUUGCUUUCUAGGAUGUCUAACAGUAUUCUUUUCUGCCCAGAGUUUCUUGCUGUUACAGCUGUGUGAGAGCAGUGAGGUACUUAAUCUGUGUCCUCUAACUUUACUUUACAAACAGCUAAACAUAACAUGCUGGUUUUAAGCUGUAAGUAGUAAACUUUGUUUAAAUAAUUCUACUACUCUUGAAGUUCUGCUAGGAUUGUAACGGUAUGAAUGGCUAAUAGUAUAUGUUAGCUUAGACAAAAUCCAGGAGUGAACUUACUGCCUAUUCUCCAAGCUGUCAUUUCAGAUGGAUGCUAGGUAGUGACUGAAAUUAAGUGAAAUAUGUGACUUUCUAUAAUGCCUUUUUGAAAAGGAGAAGAGUAAGCAUCCCGACUGGAUCCAAAUAUUGAGCAUAUAAAGAACCCACGAAUAAAUUGCUUACCACUAGUGUCAAAAUGAUGGAAGAAUGCAAGUUAUUCCAAAAAAUAUCUAAGAUAUUCACAGAAAAACACAUCCAAGUAAUGUUCUUGCCUAAAGCAGGUUGAUUACAGUAUUACAUGUCUUAAAAAAAAAAAAAAAGCUAUAAUCUGUCAGUUGUACAGAUAAAAAAAUAUUCAUAUAGAGAAAACAGUAUUCAACAUUGAAGGAAAGUCUCUUAUCAGGUCUCUGACCUGUUGUGACCCAAGUUAAAUCAAUAGGCUAUAUAGCAAAACUGCACUAAUUAAAAACCCACCCUGUUCACUGCAGGCAAAGGAGGUCUUCAUAUGCAGUAUAUAUCUGAAGUGUACUACUAAGACUACGAUCCUUCAAGCACAAGUAUGUACUGGGAUUUUUGGUUUUGACUCAUGCAAGCAAAACAAAUGCUUCAAUUUCUGUAGGCUAAUUACAUAGCUAACAUCUGAAACACUGCUUAAAUGUAGUUUGCCGUUAUAUGAAAGUCACUUCUGACCAUUGAAAUACUCUGGUUUUGCAGCUGGUUUUGGGGGGGGAUUGUUUCUCUAUCUUAGAAGGGCCUUGAUAUUUGCAGUGUGCUUUUCCUUUUGCUGCAGUGAAGAACAGGCUAGUGAAUUCAAAGAAAAGCAUGAAGGCACUCCUUUCAAAGAAUGGAGAUGCUAGAGAAUUUCUUAUUGUUUAUAAACACUGACAUAAGAUUUGUACACCUCUUUCUGGAACUUUUUUUUUUUUAAGAAGAGUUGCAGUUGGUGCUCCAAUGCAGGGCUGUCAGGUUUUACUUCUACAAAAAAAAAAAACUGUCAGCCUGAAGGGUCACUCCUCAUUAACAGUUUUGAUGUUGUUGCACAGCAUGUUUGAUGCUAAAAUUGUUUUUACCUGUUUGGUUAGCAUCAGUUUCCCUUUGAUAGUACUAAUUUUUAUACAAAAGUAUUCAAUAUUUAUUCUUAAACUUUGCUCUGUACCACAAAAGAAAUUGUUUUGUAAAAUUUGUUUUGAAUAAACAGACUUUUUUAUUUACCAGCUUUUUGCUGUUUUUUUUAAUCUGUUGCAUUGCUUAUAACUGAUAGUUGCAGCUCUGCUGCCUUUUUUGUUUGUUUGUUUAAACCUUUAAAUAUUUUUAAGCCUUUUUAUGAUAGGGUUUGAAAUCCUCCUCUGUGUGUUAACUUGGACCAAACCUUUCCUGGAACAAAAGGCAAAAUCGGUGCUUCUGAAAAAGGAGACAGAACGACAAAAAUUUCCACCCAGCUUCCAGGUCCAAGGUUGUAGGAAAAACUGCCAAAUACUAGAAGCUUAACAUGUUGUUAAUAUUAAACUCCCAAAUUCAUAUGCUCUGUUUAGAUGCACAUCUUAGGGGGAAAUGGUUGCCUAUCUAAAUAAAUUCUAUUUAAAAUCAAACUUGGCCCACUGAAAACUAGCUGAUGGUUUGGUGGCCAGUAAUAGUAUACCUUUAUUACAGUGUUAUUUUUCAUAGGGUAUAAGAGAAAACACCUACAAAACUAAAUAGUAAAUUCAUGGUAAGCUGCAUUUUCUAAAUUCAUGGUAAGUUGCGUUUUCGAAAUGUCUCAGAUCUGUCUAGCAUAGUGUAUUACACUAGCGUUUUCAAAAAAACUUACUUUUUGCAUCAAGUAACUUCAGUCUAUGCCUGUAUGAACUAGUGGCAUAACUUGAGUAUAAAUUCAUUAUCCAAAAUUUACUGAAGAAAAAAACAAAGGAAAUGGAAUCAGCUAGGGUUGCAUGGUUUGGUUUGUGGGGUUUUGGGGUGUGUUUGUUUUUAACUUGUUUUAGUUUUAAUCCCCCUUGCAUAGAAGGCAGUGCAGGUCAACUAAGACUAGAUUUGCUUGGUGUGUGUAUUGUGGGGGGUGUGUGUGUGUGUGUGUUUUAAAUGACUUUAGGCGUUUAGUGUUUUAGAAUAAAUUAUUAAUUCCAUAUCUCUUUCUCAAAACUUUCUGGAAAGAGAGACACCAAGAUUAUCACUUGCAUUUCACAGGCAGAAGUUUCUCAGAGUCAAAUAUGAAUUUCCUGAACACAGUGAGAUUAUCUUUGAUACUACCUUCUUGGCGAAUUACAUGUGCAAGGCUUAUUCUAAUGAAUUUUCUAAUGACUUAUUUCUCACCUCAUGUUACUAAUGCUUCUAACCCCCAAAAGGUGGGGGGAGUGGCGAAAAAUAAGGUAAAUCUUGCUUCCUUUACUAACUGAUAGGCUGUGCAUAAAUGCCUGGUUAUAAGCAUGAUUGUCUCUAUCAUCUGUUCAUCUUAGAGAGCAUACUUCAGCACAUGCUCAACCACUUCUUUGCAAAUGUUGGUGUUCCUGUCUAAGAAGGACAGAAAAGGGGUAUUGGCUCAUGUGCGUGU